Messenger RNA from Verticillium dahliae VdLs.17, 984 nucleotides. RefSeq names its product branchpoint-bridging protein. The coding region runs from base 1 to 984 and encodes 327 amino acids. Lineage: Eukaryota; Fungi; Ascomycota; Sordariomycetes; Glomerellales; Plectosphaerellaceae. Gene Ontology annotation, biological process: regulation of mRNA splicing, via spliceosome. Gene Ontology annotation, molecular function: mRNA binding. The transcript has a single exon. The record is from RefSeq and is a predicted model, not a curated record. Gene Ontology annotation, cellular component: nucleus.
AUGUGCGCAGCUACGACGAAAAGCUCUCGCUGGGCUUCUCCUCGCCAUAACGUUACACAAUUUCCCAUCACCAAUGCUGACGGGACAAUCCUUCCCGUGGCAAUACAGGCUAACAUGACCGCUGAGCAGCUUGACGCUUACGUGACUCAUUUUCGAAUUCGAGAAAUUACUCACCAACUAACCCUGCCUGACGUCCUGGUAGCAAGGACCGAACCAGGCUGGCACCGGGCGCUCUCGCCCGCUCCAGAAUACGACGCAGCGGGCCGUCGCACGAAUACACGCCUCCAGCGGCGUCGUCGAGCCCUUGAAGCAGAACGGCACCGCUGCAUAGAGGAAGCCGUCGCCAAGAUUCCGUCGUAUCAACUACCGCGUGACUACCGCCGUCCAGCGGGUUUCACUGACCGCGUUUACAUCCCGCAAGCCGACUUUCCGGCCGUCAACUUCAUCGGGCAGAUCCUUGGGCCCAGAGGGGCCACCCUCAAGGCCAUGCAAGAGCGUGCCGGAGCGACUCUGGCCAUUCGAGGCAAAGGGUCUGUCAAGGAAGGGCGGGGCAGGUCAAAGCCGAGAGGGGGUGCUUCUGACGAUUCGAGCCAGCCACUCCACGUUCUCGUUACCGCAACCACACAGCGGAAAGUGGACGAAGGGAAGAGACUGAUCCAGGAGGUCAUUGACAAUGCAGUAUCUACACCCGAGUGGCUGAAUGAGCAUAAGAAGCAGCAACUGCGGGACCUGGCCAUGGCGAACGGCACCUUUCGCGAUGACGAAGGCCGCGCCGAUGCGAGAGCACAAGGCCAGGUCUCUCUACAUCCUGCCACAAGCCUUGUGAAGGUGGAAAGCAGCCUUGAUGCUGAGUUCGAAGACGAAUAUGCUAGGCUGAUGGAGGACAUUCUUGGUCUCAGGGAAGGGUACACUGACACACAGGAGCGGAGCAUGGUGACUUUGCCACCCUGGAGGGUGGACCGACUUCGCGCGAAGACAACUUGA